Cotesia congregata is the source of this 1494-nucleotide messenger RNA. The record is from the annotation of a GenBank genome assembly. Lineage: Eukaryota; Metazoa; Arthropoda; Insecta; Hymenoptera; Braconidae.
AUGGCAUCUCGCAGAUGGUUUCAUCCCAACAUAUCAGGAUUAGAGGCCGAACGUUUAUUGAUGGAACGAGGCUAUGACAGUUCAUUUCUUGCACGUCCAAGCUCUUCCAAUCCUGGGGAUUUUACUCUCUCAGAUAAUAAAUACGAUGUCGGCGGUGGUGAAAAAUUUGAUAGCUUAAGUGACCUCAUUGAGCAUUAUAAAAGAAACCCGAUGGUUGAAACAAGUGGCAGUGUCGUUCAUUUACGACAACCGUUUAACGCAACUCGGAUAAACGCUAGUGGAAUUGAAAGCCGCGUAAGACAAUUACAUAAAGAAAAUGGUUCGUCAAACGGUUGGGCGAGUUGGAACGGCGCACCGGGAAUUGAUGAAUCUGGUUCGGGACGUGGCAAAGGUAAAGCUGGAUUCUGGGAAGAAUUUGAAUCUCUUCAACAACUUGAAUGCCGUCAUCUAUUCUCACGCAAAGAAGGACUAAGGCCGGAGAAUCGUGCAAAAAAUCGUUAUAAAAAUAUUUUACCUUUUGAUCAUACGAGAGUGAAGCUUAAAGAUGUAGAUCCAAAUGUUCCCGGUGCGGAUUAUAUUAAUGCUAAUUAUAUCAAGAAUGAAGAACGAGAGGGUUCAGGGACCGGUGCUGUGGCCAGUAAUGACUCUUCGGCAUUCAAUAAAUGUUAUAUUGCUACUCAAGGCUGUCUUCCUAAUACGAUUCAAGACUUUUGGCACAUGGUUUAUCAAGAGAAUACUCAAGUUAUUGUAAUGACCACCAAAGAAAUGGAACGAGGAAAGAACAAGUGUGCUAGAUACUGGCCGGAAGAAGGUGAAGUUGCUGAAUACGGUAAUGAAUGGAAAGUUCGUGCGCUCGCACGUACAUCAACAGCCGACUACACGCUGCGUGAAUUUCUUUUACAAGGAAAUAAACCUAAUUUCUCAGAGCCUAGGAGAAUUUAUCAUUAUCAUUUUCAGGCGUGGCCUGAUCAUGGCGUACCUUCAGACCCAGGUUGUGUGUUAAAUUUCCUUCAUGAUGUUAAUGCGCGACAAGAUUCAAUUUCUGCGUCGUUAAAUUCAAACGGACAAACGCCUGCAACUGUUGGACCUAUUCUCGUUCACUGUAGCGCGGGUAUUGGGCGAACUGGGACAUUUAUCGUAAUUGAUAUGAUUCUAGAUCAAAUUAAACAACAUGGUUUGGAUUGUGAAAUAGAUAUUCAGCGUACAAUUCAACGAGUUAGAUCUCAACGUUCUGGAAUGGUACAAACAGAAGCACAGUAUAAAUUUGUUUACCUCGCUGUACUACAUUAUAUUGAGACUGCAACACAAAGAAGACAAGCAGAACAGAAAUCUCUUCAAUUUGGCCGUGAAUACACAAAUAUACGUUAUAAAAGUGAAAUAAACUCCGUAGGCGGAAGUUUGAAUGAAAAUUCAUCGUUUGUUCAAACACCGACCUUAACAACGACAAAUAAUUUCACACUUCCAACUCCUGUCACCAGUUUAAGACCCAAGUAG